Teleopsis dalmanni is the source of this 2878-nucleotide messenger RNA. RefSeq lists its product as uncharacterized. NCBI's taxonomy places the organism in Eukaryota, Metazoa, Arthropoda, Insecta, Diptera, Diopsidae. Bases 771 to 2549 code for a protein of 592 amino acids. The transcript has 7 exons. The record is from RefSeq and is a predicted model, not a curated record.
AGUCUUUUUUUUCAUGUUGAGCUCUCUUUAGCCAUUAUUUGGUAGCUAACUUGCGGCUACAUUAAGAAACCGGAGCCGUUACAUUAAAAGUGCGUUGAAAAUUAAGUAAGGACAUACCAUAAAUGAAGGAAGGUUGAAAUUUACGGUGAAAGGGUGCUUAGUUCUUGUAAAUUCUUUAACGUAAUUUCUUAUUUUUCGCCGGUUCAUCUUUUAAACAAAAACAUAAACUUUACACAGUGCAUACGCUUGUUCGGGGCGGAUGAAGCAUAUUUCGUCUACUCACACUACAAUUAAAUUAUUUUAAUAAAAAAAAGGUGAAAAUAAAACACUGCUAAGUUUGCGGACACGCUAAUACGACAGAAAUAGACUAUACAUCCAUUCAACUGCUCGAAGGCAGGAAACUUCAUUAACGGAUACACGCAGUGCAGAUAAACAGCCUCAAGACGCUGGCGGAUUUGCUUAAAAAUUUUCAAUCCUUUUGGAUAACGAGCUGGUGUAGCUCACAUUUCAGGCGAACAGCACAGCUGAAGCAACAGGUUGAACACGACGAAAGUUCACAAAAACAACGUCAGAAGGAUAUAUUCGCCCUACAACAAAAUCUCAGUGUCAAUUGCAAUUUUCAGUUUAGUCUACAACAACAACAAAAGCAAAAGGAAGAACAGGACUUAAGAGUAACGAAUCGCUUGAACGGCAAUAAUAAAUCUAAAGGAGCACCAGCUGGGCGUGAUUUCAGUUUCGAAAUACGAGAGACAAAAUUUAUUGAAAAUUCCAUGGAUAAGACAAUGGAUAAUGUAAUCUGCCAAUAUAAUAAUCAAAACUCUAUUUAUGUACUUAAUUCCAGUUCCUAUGAGGAAUUUUCACAUUUAAAUUUAAUUGAUGACUCGUUUGGCUCACAACUCGGUUUAUUAACCGCUGACACUAGAAAUUCGAAUUUCACAAACAACAAUUUCACAAAAAUUGAAAAUGGAGGUUAUGCAUCUGUUCCGCGCAACUUUCAAAAUAAAUUAAAAACUUUAGGAAAUUUCAAUGGAGUUGCAACGGAAGCAAUCGGAAAUUCUGUCGCUUCAUCAACGUCAUCCACAACGUGUUCUCCGGCAGCAGCUGCAAUACAAAAACUGUUCAAUUGCAGCAGUGCUGCCAACGUUAUUAAUAUUUCUACGAAUACCAAUAGCAGUGUGAAUAAUUGCAACAACGCCAAUAACACCAACAACAAAUGCACAUUUUCGGGCAGCAUAGAUUGUAAGACGAUAGACGCAGACACCCGCACUGUAUUGGGGAACUGUAGCAACGGUUAUAACCACAAAUAUAAUAACAGCCAUAAUAGCAAUCAAACAGUUUCCGUUGGUGGUUCUGUUGUGGGUAUUGGUAUUGCAAAUGGAAAUAGCGGUGGCGGUGGCGGUGGGGGUGGUUGCGGAAUAGGUGUCAGUACCAAGAAAAAAUGCACAAACGUUAAAUCGACUUUAAUUGCUAAGAAGACAAAGUUCUGGAAACUUCUUGAGGAAGAAAAAUGGCGUUUAAACGAUGAUGGCAUCGAAAAUUUAACAACAAGCAACUGCGAACGACAAACCAGUGAUAGCAUCAGUUUAUGUGCUCCAUCUACUUCCACUUCCUACACUUCAAAUGGUUUUGCUGUCGACAGCAACUCGUGCAGGGAAAAAUUAACCUCCGACCUAGAAUCACCAGCAUUAGAGCAAUCAAUGGCAACUGAUGUAACAUUUAAUGCAAAAAAGUUCUAUACAAGCAAUAAAGCACCAACGACAAGUCAACUGCCAUCAAGCAACUGGAGCGGAAGCCAUGAUAGUAGCAGCAGUAAACAACAGGAAUACCAAAUACAACAAUCACAGCAAAAGUCCAGCCAUGAGUUGUACAAGGAAGCCGCUCAACUGUUGGGACUGUCUUGUACCCUUUGUGAUAAUUGCCGUUGCCUUGACUGCCAGAGUGGCUACUUUGAUUGCGAUGAUUCUGAUAGUUACUCUGAGCUGUCAUUUAUGGACGAAUAUGACGAUGAUGUAGUAACAAGCAACCUAACGGAACUGAUGAUGCACACGCAUAAUUAUGCUGAUAUAACGACAACAUAUUGCAACAGACAAAAGGAACAAAGUCAUGAAUGCACAGAUGCAAAUUGUAAUAUGAACGUUAACGACACAAACAAUGGAUGCGUUGAUGAUGUGCUAGCAAAUAAUUGCCACGUUAUACAACACGAGCUCGAGUUACAAGCCCAUCAGCAGGAUAAAAUGCAUAUUUGUCCAGAAAGUGAUGUAUCGCCCGCACAUUGCCAUUUGGAAAAAAAUAAGGCCAACUGUACAAAUAGGCCGGAACGUAAAUGUGACUUAAUCUCUACUACAUCGACUACAAGUGCAAAAGCAGCGAUUGAUGAACUCAUACGUGAAGAGAAACAAAUUGAACAGCAUCAGCACCUUCAUCAGCAAAGCAAUGAACUGGAAAAUUGUGCAAGUUUCAAUGAGUUGAGUUUAUUGGAUGUAAAGGUUAAGCAACAUGAAACUAUAACAGUAAUAAGUAAUGCAAGCGAUGAUAGGAAUUUGCAGUAGGUCAUUGGAUGAGACAUAGGAUGAGAAUAAAAUCCAAAAUGAAGCUGCGAAAAAUUCAACAAAAACUGCAACACUAUCAACAGUUUAAAAUUGAACGAUAAAUAUAAAUCAAGAAAAGAUCCAGCAAAGAAGAAAAAUAAUUAAAAUUCAAUUUCAAUUACGCAUGAAAAGGAAAAUCAAUUAAAAAUACCAGGAAAAGGUUCAUUUCCAGUAUUUGAGCAAACUAUGAAGGAAGUCUCAUGACGUUUUUCAACACUGGCAACUGAUUGAAAUAUGCAAAAACCUAUACGCUGCUUAUGAAAUAUUUAAGUACAUAAAAAAAUAUAUCC